CUUGAAACUAUUCAUAAAGCGAAUUAUAUACAUCGAGAUUUUCAUAGUGGUAACAUAUUAUUUGAUACUGAUUCAUCUUAUUCCUCAUCAGAAGUUGCAAUGCUUUAUAGACGACAUGAUUGGAAAAUUGGAGAUCUGGGAUUGUCUCAACCUGCAAAUAAUACAUCAUCAAAUAAUGAAAUAUAUGGAGUGAUACCUUACAUUGCGCCAGAAAUAUUUAAAGGAUCCCCAUUUUCUAAAGAAACCGAUAUUUAUUGUAUGGGAAUGAUUAUGUGGGAACUUACAACAGGUUGUAAACCUUUUGCUAAUGAAGAGCAUGAUAUUCAGCUUGUUUUUAAAAUUCUUGACGGAGAACGACCUGAAAUUACAGAAGAUACACCAGAAUGUUAUGCAAAUUUAAUGAAAAGUUGUUGGGACUCGGACCCUAAAAAAAGACCACCCAUAAAGAAAGUUCGCAAUACUCUUGGUAGUUGGACUUUUAGAAAUAAGCAUAUUAAAGCAUUUGAUCAAGCUGAAUCAAAAAGAAUGGAGUUAAUAAAUUCAAGAAAACUUGGUCCCGAGUUUAGCGAAAAACCUCAUCCAAAUGCUAUUUUUACAAGUAGACCAUUAAGCUCUUUUAUUUCUAAAUGUUCAUCUAUUAAUUCCUCUAAAGGUAUGUGGUAA
Rhizophagus irregularis DAOM 181602=DAOM 197198 is the source of this 663-nucleotide messenger RNA. RefSeq lists its product as uncharacterized. The record is from RefSeq and is a predicted model, not a curated record. Gene Ontology annotation, biological process: signal transduction; protein phosphorylation. Gene Ontology annotation, cellular component: cytoplasm. NCBI's taxonomy places the organism in Eukaryota, Fungi, Glomeromycota, Glomeromycetes, Glomerales, Glomeraceae. Gene Ontology annotation, molecular function: protein kinase activity; ATP binding.